AUGGUCUAUCAAGGGAAGCCUUCGAGGGGCUGUCAGAUGUGCCGCACUCGCCGCAUCAAGUGUGACGAGACAAAGCCCACAUGCAAGCAGUGUGCCAAGUCUCGCCGGCAAUGCCCCGGAUACAGAGAUGAGUUUGACCUGGUGUUCCGCAACGAGACACAGGCAACGGAGAAGAGAGCGCAGCGGGCGUCCAAGAAGGCUCUCGCCCAGCGUAUGAGCAAGUUCGCCGCCAGUUCUACGCCAGAACCAAUCUCCCCAAACGGUGUGCAUUCAUCCGGCUGUUCAAACCCCCCAUUUGGGCCGUCUCAGCACAUUCCCUCCAUGGCGGCCUCGUAUGGCCGCAAGAAUCAGCAGACUCCCUGGACCGGCCUAUACACCCUGCUGCAGAAGCCACAGAUGGACCUGGACGGCCAGGUGACUUGCCAUUUCCUGUCCAACUAUGUGCUCAUCCCCCGGUUCGGCAAUGGACGUGGGUUCCUCGAGUACGUAGUGCCAUUGCUGAGGGCGGAAGAGGUGGCACCUCACUUCAAGGCCGCGUUCGAUGCCUGUGCCAUGGCUAGCUAUGCCAACUCACAAGGGGAUCAGCUCCUGGUCGAGCGCGCUCUGCGUACGCAUUCAAAGGCGUUGAGUGCUAUCAACGUAGCCUUGAACAACCCCGACACCAUCAAGCAGGAUUCCACCCUGGCGGCCAUUCUCCUGCUGGGUCUUUUCGAAAACAUCACAACCAGGAAUCUCGGCAUGCUGGCCUGGGGGCCUCACAUCCGGGCAGCGAUCCAGCUCGUCCGGAAACGAGGCCGCAAGCAGCUCCGGACGAAGAUUGGGGUGGCGUUAUUCAUAGCUGUCCGAACCCAAAUGAUUGUCCACACGCUCAGCACCGCAAAACCGCCCCUGAUGCAAGUGGAGUGGUGGGUCAACGCAGAUGCCAUCCGGGACAUGUACGCCUCUCAGUGUCAACGGCUCGGCAUCCGUGCCGGAGAGAUCAGGGCAGAGGUAAACCGGCUCAUGAGCCAGCUGCCACGCAACACAGAAAGCGUGGAAGCCCUUCAAGACAUGAUCAGGCAGUGCCAGGCGCUGGACUUUGAGUGCAUCCGGUGGGCCGAGACGCUGCCAGAGGACUUUCGAUACCGCACGAUCCUCUGGCAAGACGAGAUUCCCGACGCCGACUACUACCAGCUGGAGGUGUUCCCGGGACGUGUCGAUGCGUAUCCGGAUCUGUGGGUAGCCAGUCUGUGGAGCAUGAUGCGAGUGUCACGAAUCAUCCUGGCAUCUCUCGUGAUCCGGUGUGUGGCUUGGGUUUCGUCACCGGUCGACUACCGCAUGGCGCCCGAGUAUGCCACGGCGAGGAGGAUAUGCGUGGAGAACAUCACCGACAUCAUCGCUUCGGUGCCCUACCAGCUCGGAUGGUUCAGCACGCGCAAGCACCUAUUCCAGCAAGCCAGUCUCUCUGGGUUUGCCUGCGGCGAGGACGACACCACAAAGAGCCUGUCUGGGUACUUUCUGACGUGGCCGCUGGCUUGUAUCCAGGGGCAAGACUACACGACGGACAAUCAGCGGGGGUGGGCCAAGGGACGGCUCACUUACAUCGGGAAGCAUCUCGGCGUCUCCUAUGCCCUCAUGUUGACUCAGCUCAACUACCGGACUCCCUCCAUGCUCAUUAGAAUGGACGGCUCAAUGGCCAACAGCCCAUCUGUCAACGUCGAGAAGAUUCUUUCCAUGAAGGUUGCGAAGCCGUCCGAGGCGUUGUCCACAGGGCCAAUGGCGCCCCAGCUGUUUCGGCAGCAGGUGUUUCACGGCCAACCGACGGUCCUGAUGCCGCAGCAUGCAGCUAUUUCGACGUACGACGAUACGAGUCCGGAGGGCGAUUAA
This is a messenger RNA of Trichoderma citrinoviride, 1866 nucleotides long. RefSeq lists its product as hypothetical. The transcript has 5 exons. Gene Ontology annotation, molecular function: zinc ion binding; DNA-binding transcription factor activity, RNA polymerase II-specific. The record is from RefSeq and is a predicted model, not a curated record. The coding region runs from base 1 to 1866 and encodes 621 amino acids. Gene Ontology annotation, biological process: regulation of DNA-templated transcription. Lineage: Eukaryota; Fungi; Ascomycota; Sordariomycetes; Hypocreales; Hypocreaceae.